GCGGCGGCGGUGGCAGCGGGGGUGCACUGGCGGCCGCCUCUCCAUCCAGCCGUCCGUCCUUCGGUCAUUCACUCACCCUCCAUCAUGAGCACCAAGCAGGUCACGUGCCGAUCUUCAAGGGGCAGUCAUCUUUCUCGUCUAACCGACUCCUUCAAACUACAUGUUAUCUCAUUGGAUCCUCCCCAUAACUUUGUGAGGUAUUUCAUGCAUGGUGUGUGUCGUGAAGGGAGCCAGUGCUUGUUUUCACAUGACUUAUCAACAAGCAAGCCGUCUACAAUCUGCAAGUUCUACCAGAAAGGCUAUUGUGCCUAUGGAUCUCGUUGCAGAUAUGACCACGUGAGGCCAGCAGCGGCAGCCAGCAGUGGCGCAGCGGGUGCCGGGCCUCACAGCCUGCCUUCACCAAUUUUUCACAGUCCACACCCUCCUCCUGAUGUGACUGCGUCUAUAAUGAAAAGCAGCUCCCACGAACCUGGCAAGCGUGAGAAGAGAACACUGGUGCUGAGAGACCGGAAUCUGUGUGGCUUAACUGAAGAAAAGACCAGGCCCUGUGCUGUGAGCGACCUGGAAGGUUGCAGUGACUCAAACGAUAGCGUGGACAUGAAGCCUCAUUCCUACUUAGAUGCCAUCCGGAGUGGCCUGGAUGGUCUGGAAGCCGGCAGCUCAGACGGCAACGAGCAGCAGCUGUGCCCCUACGCGGCCGCUGGCGAGUGCCGCUUUGGAGAUGCUUGUGUCUAUCUCCAUGGGGAUGUUUGUGAGAUCUGUAGGUUACACGUCCUGCAUCCUUUUGACUCAGAGCAAAGAAAGACGCACGAGAAGCUCUGCAUGGCAACCUUUGAACACGAUAUGGAGAAAGCUUUUGCUUUCCAGGCAAGUCAGGAGAAAGUAUGUAACAUCUGCAUGGAGGUGGUCUAUGAGAAACCAUCAGCCUCGGAGAGGAGGUUUGGGAUCCUCUCCAACUGCAACCACACGUACUGCCUGUCCUGCAUCCGACAGUGGAGGUGCGCCAAGCAGUUUGAGAAUCCCAUCAUCAAGUCCUGUCCGGAAUGCCGGGUAAUAUCUGAAUUUGUCAUUCCGAGUGUGUACUGGGUUGAAGACCAGAAUAAGAAAAAUGAACUGAUCGAAGCCUUCAAGCAGGGAAUGGGGAAAAAAGCCUGUAAAUACUUUGAACAAGGCAAAGGGACCUGCCCCUUUGGAGGAAAAUGCCUUUAUCUCCAUGCUUACCCAGAUGGGACAAGAGCUGAACCUGAGAAACCUCGGAAGCAGCUCAGUUCAGAAGGCACUGUGAGGUUCUUCAAUUCUGUCCGGCUUUGGGAUUUUAUUGAGGACAGAGAAAGCCGGCACAUCCCAGCUGCUGAGGAAGAUGAUGUAACUGAACUCGGUGACCUUUUCAUGCACCUUUCAGGAGUGGAAGAGUCUGCCUCAAAUCCUUGAGAGUGAACUGAAGCCCCCUCCCCAGCCCACCCCCUCGCCAUCCCAUCCCCCAGGCUCUCUGCCGGACCAGGCCUGUGUAUUUAGAGAGGGUGUGCUGCAGUUUUACAUUUACUGCAACAGUAGUUGAUGCGUCACUUGGAUUAAGUGAGGUUGUGUUCAACCUUUGUCUGAUCCAGUCUCCAUUAUUACAGCAAUGAAAACAUUGAAGGCUAUAAAAUAAAAAAUUAACAGAAGUAUAUGUAAUCUCCAUUUUCCUGGUUAAUUAAUUCUCCAGUUACUUUUAUGCCUCUGUAUGGCUGUCAGCUGAGGACCAGACUAGCUAAGGUUGAAGAGGUUCAUCAGCGGGUUGGCCUCAGCAUCCCUUGAAGAUUAUCUACUAAGUCACAGGCUUGUGACCUUCACUGGCAGAGGAGGCACCCACACUGACAAAAUGGCAGAUCCUUGAGAGAAUCCAGCCAGUAUCCAUGCACAUGGUCCCUGCCUGGUGGGGGAAAAAACAAAGGGCCAUCCAGUCAGAGACAGUGACUGGCAGCAGAAGGUGCCUUUUCUGCUUGCUGCAUUCUUUUGCCCUUCCUAGGUUAGCCCACAUGGCGUACAUACCCAUAAGGAAAACCCAAUAUAUGAACAUCCAGAUUUACAAAGUAAAGAAACAAUGAAGCAGAUUCUUUGUAUCCUCCCCCCUUGUGCCAGCAGGCAUUUUAAAUGAUCCGAAUUUCAAAAAUCUGAUUUUACACCUUUUCAGGCACACAUAUCAUAGAAAAUAAAGUAUACCUGCAGUGUAAAACUUAA
Molecule: messenger RNA, 2220 nt
Organism: Vombatus ursinus (common wombat)
Lineage: Eukaryota; Metazoa; Chordata; Mammalia; Diprotodontia; Vombatidae
Gene: MKRN2
Product: makorin ring finger protein 2
Exons: 9
Coding region: 85-1431 (448 amino acids)
Biological process (GO): protein polyubiquitination
Molecular function (GO): ubiquitin protein ligase activity; metal ion binding
Source: RefSeq, a predicted model, not a curated record